AUGAAAUGCAAGGGGGAAGGCUGUAAACAGAAGUGUGAUACUGGAGUUGAGUUGUGUGAAUUGAAUCUGGAGUGUAUAGGUAACGAUUGUGACCAAACCUGCACGGCUAACACGUGUAAACUGAACUGCAGCGGGAAAUUUUGUAAAACGCAGAAGUGCCUUAAAGAAGGCGGACUUGCAUGCGAAAUGGAUUUAGAAUGUAACCAUCAGGAUUGUGAACAAAUCUGCAACGCUGAUAAAUGUAACCUGACCUGCAGCGGGGAAAAAUGUAAAACACAGAAGUGCGAAGGUGAAGGAAAUGUAUGUGAAAUGGAUCUGGAAUGUAAUGGUAGGGAUUGUGAUCAAACCUGCAAGGCAAACAGGUGUAAAAUGAACUGCAGCGGGGGAAAGUGUAAAACACAGAAGUGUCAAGGUAGAGGAUAUACAUGUGAAAUGGAACUAGAAUGUCAAAAUCAGGAUUGUGAACAAAACUGCAACGCUGAGAUGUGUAGCGUGAACUGCAACGGAAGCAAGUGUAAAACACAGAAGUGUCAAGGUAACGGAUAUUCAUGUGAAAUGGAACUAGAAUGUAACAGUCAUGAUUGUGACCAAACCUGCGACGCCGAGAGAUGUAACCUGACCUGCAGCGGGAGCCAUUGUAAAACGCAGAAGUGUCAAGGUAAAGGAUAUGCAUGUGGAAUUGAUCUAGAAUGUAACAGUCAGGAUUGUGAACAAAUCUGCGACGCUGAGAUUUGUAACCUGAACUGCAGCGGGAGCCAUUGUAAAAAACAGAAGUGCCAAGGUAAAGGAUAUGCAUGCGAAAUGGAACUAGAAUGUAACAGUCAGGAUUGUGAACAAACCUGCGACGCUGAGAGAUGUAACCUGACCUGCAGCGGGAGCCAUUGUAAAACACAGAAGUGUCAAGGUAAAGGAUAUGCAUGCGAAAUGGGAGUAGAAUGUAACAGUCAGGAUUGCGAACAAAUCUGCGACGCUGAGAGAUGUAACUUGACUUGCAGUGGGAGCAAGUGCAAAACUCAGAAGUGCCAAGGUAAAGGAUAUACAUGUGACAUGAAACUUGAAUGUAACGGUCAGGAUUGUGAACAAACCUGCGACGCUGAGAGAUGUAACCUGAACUGUAGCGGGAUAAAUUGUAAAAAACAACAUUGCACAGGAACAGUACAGAUGUGCAAUAUGCAUUGUAACGCUGGCGAUUGUAUACAGAUGUGUGACAGUACGUGUAACAUCACGAAGACUUGGCCAACCAGUUCUCAUGAUAAGCUAAUGUGCUCUGGAAAUGGUCAAUGUUGCAAAAUCCUCAUGCUGUCUUCCAAGUCAUGGUCCCUCACGACGAGAAUCUUUCAGACCGUCUGCGGCCAAGAUAAAAGCUGCAUUUGCACCAAAUUUCCAAAUAGUCACAGCAUCACUUCAAAUUUAUCCAUGUCGAAUUCCAUUACAUCUAUUGGGGCUUCAACAUUUCGAGUAUUCGCAACUAAAACUUCAACAGGACAUGGAACAGAAACUUACACUCUGUUGCAAUCAAUGUCACAGUCACCUUUAUCAUUAGUGUUACCUUCACCAUUACUAUCAUCUCCAUCACACUCACCAUCAGCAGCGGUGUUACCAGCAGGGGCAUCAGUAUAUUCAUCAGCACUAUCACCAUUAUCAUCAAAGCCAGCAACAAGAUCAGCAUCAGUAUCAGGAUCAUCAACAGCAAUAUCAACAGCAAGGGCAUCAGCAGCAUCAUUGUUACUGUCGUCAUCAUCAGAAACAUCGGCAACAAGAUCAUCACCGUCUCCAUCUCUACGGACGCCUCUGUCAUUGACGCUGGAAGUUGUUAAGAAUCUGGAGGGUAUAUGGAUUUUUGAAGACUUCAUCACUAGUAUCCAAAUCCUUCAAAAACCUCCUCUAAAAGAGGAAAUCGAAAGAAUAAGAAAUUCCAUCUUUAAGGUGGCCGUCGCCUUUGAGGUAUUCGCCGUUAAUUAUGGCAAACACCAAAUGAUCGGAGCGAAUUCUUCAGUGGAGAUAAACAGCCGAAAACUUGUGUUGGCUAUACAAAAAACCUACCGCAAAAAUGCUAGUGACUUUUCUCUUGAGAAACAAGACCUGCAAACGAGCCUGAAGGUUUCCUCUAAAAACUUUGCCAACAACGUAUCAGUGGUUGUUGGGAUCGUGUACAAGGAUCUCCAUGAAGUAUUGAUUACAGAUCAACCCUUCGGAACUAUAACGGGCACCACAUGGUAUUUGAACUCUAGGAUAAUGGCCGUGGCUAUGGAUCCAAAACCAGAAAAACUGGAAGCGAAUAUCAUAUUAAAGUUCAGAAACCUGAAGGUUAAUGAAAGAAAAAAGACAUGUGUGUUUUGGAGGGGCUUUAACAAAAGCUCAGAAGGAUUUUCAGGGAGAGGAUGCUAUGUGGUUGCAUCACAAAGCAACUCAGAAGAAACAGUGUGCAGCUGCAAUCAUUUGACUCAUUUUGCUGUCUUACUUGACUACAACGGCAGCUCAGGGCUCACUGAGGAAGACGAAACUAUUCUGGAGAUUAUCACCUACGUGGGAUUAAGCCUGUCAAUCAUAGGAAUAAUUUUGACAGUUAUUCUAUAUUCCUUCCUUACAGAUGUUCACCAGCCUCUGUCACAAAUACGAUUGAGUCUUUCUGUUGCCCUCGGAGCUGGACAAUUUAUUUUUCUCGUCGGGAUAAAGGCCACAGAAAACGAAGCUUCUUGUAUUACAGCAGCAGCCUUCAUGCAAUAUUUCCUGAUGGCUUCGUUCUGUUGGAUGCUGGUGGAGGGAUUUUACCUCUACCUCUUUGUGGUGAAAGUUUACAACAUCACCGAAAAGAUGCACAUGUAUCACGUCAUGUCAUGGGGUUUACCCAUCGUCACGGUCGGUAUUUCAUUAUGCAUCGCUGCUGGAAAAGAUGGAAUAGAGAGCUUUACUAGUGCUAAAUAUUGCUGGCUGUCCUACACAAACAACCUCAUCUGGAUAUUCGCCGCAUUUAUGGCUUUCGUUGAAGUGCUCAACAUUUUGAUUCUCGUCCGAGUCAUAAAAGAGAUGACCACGCUAGUGCAGCCUAUGGGGGAAGACACUCAUAUCAAGCAGAUACGACUUGGCUUUAAAACAUGCGCGGUGAUGAUUCCACUGAUGGGUAUAACGUGGCUAUUCGGUCUUUUGUCGCCAUUGCACAAAGCUUUCGCCUACAUUUUCACCAUCUUUAACUCAACUCAGGGAUUCCUGAUUUUUUUCUUCCACUGUGUGCGAAACAGCCAGAUUAGAGAGCGAUUGAAAAGGAGGAUGAACGCAAUUUUUCCAUCUUCCGAAGUUGGAAACUCUGCAAGGAAGAGCUCACGAGUUAACGCAAGUGAUGCCGGGAAAAUACGGGCAGUCGAAAUGCAGUCUUUCGAUGCAUAA
Molecule: messenger RNA, 3384 nt
Organism: Pocillopora verrucosa
Lineage: Eukaryota; Metazoa; Cnidaria; Anthozoa; Scleractinia; Pocilloporidae
Source: RefSeq, a predicted model, not a curated record